Messenger RNA from Entamoeba invadens IP1, 357 nucleotides. RefSeq lists its product as hypothetical. The record is from RefSeq and is a predicted model, not a curated record. Lineage: Eukaryota; Evosea; Mastigamoebida; Endamoebidae. The transcript has 2 exons. Bases 1 to 357 code for a protein of 118 amino acids.
AUGAACGACGAUAAAACGUCAGCAGCGAUGUAUAAGAAGACUUUUUGUGGGUAUGCGUUAGAAAAGGCUUUUGACCAGUUCCAAACAAAUGAAACGUCAGCAUCCCUCUCGUCUGAUCUCAAGGAAGCGUUCUUUCAAGAAUUUUACAGGGCUAUGAUGGAAACAUUCCAACACGUGCAGACGACGACACACAUGAAAGGUGCCGGGUCAUACCGCUCGAUUGACGGGAAUAUGUGGGAAUUUCUGAUUAAAAAGCCCGAGAUCAAAACGGACAGUGAUAAUCUGCAACCCGAACUUUUGCAGAUUUACUCUGCAAUUCACCCCGACUCAAAAAAGAAGAAGAAAGGAAAAAAGUGA